AUGUCACUCACGUCACUUCCCUUUGAAAUCAUUGGACGUAUUUUCGAUUAUUUGGAAUUACCAGAUCUUGUUGACUGUUCUCUUACGUGCAGGCCACUUCAUUGGUUUUUCAACUUCCAUCAAUAUGGGUUAUUCAGACCACUAUGGCAUAAUGUUCCUUGCCAGAUUCCUAACAAUGGGGUUUCUGAUCUUAGGUUAUACUAUCGAAACGCUGUAAUGAUUGAUGCCACACUUUACAUAGUCGUUCUUUCACUUAACAGUCCAACGUGUUGGCAGCUACGUACAAAUGAAAAGAAUCUCGAAUGGUUAUGCAUCCCUGUGAAGGUAUUCGGUCAGUAUCGGCCAGUUAAGUAUCCAGCAACUUCGUCGAUAUCGAAUCAGAUAUAUAUUCAUGGUGGCAUUGAUCUUGUUACCGGACAACCAACUAAUGCCCUGUAUGAAUUGAGUGUGAAUAAUAUGCAUUUGCGUACAUUAUCGCAGAGCAAUGUACUUCCUCGUCCGCGCUCAAUGCAUACGCUUAAUGCCAUCGAUCGUAAUCGCUUUAUGAUUUACGGUGGCCAAUGCUUUACCAAUGACAGACCAUAUGAUUGUCGAGAUUAUGCAAUUUAUGACAUUACGAAUAAAAGUUGGACUAUUUAUAAUCCAGUACCCAACAUUCCAUAUGCAAGAUCAUUGCAUCUUACCGUGUUAGUAAGAAAUGCACUUUACAUAUACGGCGGCCAGCAAAUUACUUAUGUAGGCUUAUCCGAAAUACACAACGAUGAUGGCAUUUGGGCCUAUGAUACACAAAAUAACCAAUGGAGGAAGUAUCUUUCCCCGAAUAUUGAACAAUCAACAUCGUUCAGACUACCGUCCGAGUGGAUAUCCACCACCGGGCGGAAACAAAGUCCUGGUCGGCGUGUUGGUGCUGCAAUGGUUUGUUUCAGAAACAAAAUUGUCAUAUUCGGUGGAUCAACGACUGAUAACUGGGAAAGAAGUCAAGUUGAAAAGCCUUGGGAAUACAUGAAGAUAUUCUCGGCGUCUAAAAGAACGUGGGAACACAUUAGAAUUCGGGGCUUACCAAGAAUGCAAUGUGUUGCGUUUACUAGUGGAAGGCGAGAAUUUUUUGUUAUAGGUGAAAACGCGAACACUGGAGAAAUUAUGAUGGGACGGAUAUUUGAUUAA
Molecule: messenger RNA, 1164 nt
Organism: Paraglomus brasilianum
Lineage: Eukaryota; Fungi; Glomeromycota; Glomeromycetes; Paraglomerales; Paraglomeraceae
Source: the annotation of a GenBank genome assembly